CGUUGGACUGGUCACGACGGCCCCUGAUCAUGGUUCUAUACCAUCAAGCCCUGUUUGAUGAAGAGUGCUAGGAACAGCUAGAUUUGUGAUGGUGGUGGUCAAUCCAGGAUUUCAUUUCCCAUUCAUCCUUCUCUUUCUUGUCAUAUCUUCCCCCGUGGUUGUGUCCUUGUCUCCUUGUUUUGUGGCAGUUCUCGGUUGCCACCGCGAAUUAUCACAGCCUAAUUUCAGUUUUGCUGUGACAUAGAGAUCAUGUCCCGAUAUUGAUCAACGUCGAUCAGUUCA
This is a messenger RNA of Aspergillus steynii IBT 23096, 282 nucleotides long. RefSeq lists its product as uncharacterized. The transcript has a single exon. Bases 89 to 244 code for a protein of 51 amino acids. Lineage: Eukaryota; Fungi; Ascomycota; Eurotiomycetes; Eurotiales; Aspergillaceae. The record is from RefSeq and is a predicted model, not a curated record.